UAUUAAGGUCAAACUCUGCUAUGGAGACUACUAUGUUUACAAACUUCAAACACUCCCAGGAUGCAACACUGCAUAUUGUGCAGUUCCAAAGCACAGCUUCAGAGCAGCUGGUCAAGAUGAAACCAGCAUCACUCUACGGUGGAACAAAGUCAACAACAGUGUCAGCUUUGUUCUCCUGUUUAAUGGCACAGAAACAAACAUCAGUGCUCCAGCUGCAGAUGACUCUGUAACUUACACAGUGUCAUCUCUGACUGCUGCAACUAAAUACACAUUCACUCUCUUCUCUGUGAUUGACAAUGUCAGAAGCAGUGGAAUCAGCAUUGAUGCAGUCACUGCUCCUCCAAAUGUAAAAACAUUCAGAUUACUUGGAACAAGUUUCAACAGCAUCACUCUGCAGUGGAAUAAAGUGAACAAUGCCAGUUAUGUCCUGGAGUAUUAUUAUAAUGGACGAAGGAUCAUUCCUGCAUCAGAUGGAGAUGGACCAGUCACUUACACUGUCUCAUCUCUCAGUGCUGGCACUAGAUACUCAUUCAAUCUCUACUCUGUGUUUGAGAACGCCAGAAGUAAUCCAGUGGAUCUAUAUGCUUUUACUGAUGAGCGAAAUGUUUUAUGUGGACAGACUGUUUGUCCUCCAGGCCAGGACUGUGUCAUAAUCAAUGGAACAGCUCAGUGUGGUGAAGCCUGUCAACAUUACACUGAACUGAAUGAUAACUGGCUUUCUCAAUAUAACAUAUAUGGAAAUUCAUACUGUAGAGGAUACUCCUCCCCUGAAGGCUGGUAUCGCAUGUUUGUGGGACAAACCAGCGCUCAGAUUCCUGAAACUUGUGUACAAGACAGCAGAUGCAGCAGUUAUAGCCAUUUGCAGAUGAAACAACCUCAUCCAACUCAAUACAAUCAAACUGUAACACGCUCUCUGUGUUAUAGUUAUGGUAGUUCCUGCUGCUCCAACACAUACUCAUACACUAUUAAGGUCAAACUCUGCUAUGGAGACUACUAUGUCUACAAACUUCAAAGACUCCCAGGAUGCAACACUGCAUAUUGUGCAGUUCCAAAGCACAGCUUCAGAGCAGCUGGUCAAGAUGAAACCAGCAUCACUCUACGGUGGAACAAAGUCAACAACAGUGUCAGCUUUGUUCUCCUGUUUAAUGGCACAGAAACAAACAUCAGUGCUCCAGCUGCAGAUGACUCUGUAACUUACACAGUGUCAUCUCUGACUGCUGCAACUAAAUACACAUUCACUCUCUUCUCUGUGAUUGACAAUGUCAGAAGCAGUGGAAUCAGCAUUGAUGCAGUCACUGCUCCUCCAAAUGUAAAAACAUUCAGUUUACUUGGAACAAGUUUCAACAGCAUCACUCUGCAGUGGAGUAAAGUGAACAAUGCCAGUUAUGUCCUGGAGUAUUAUUAUAAUGGACGAAGGAUCAUUCCUGCAUCAGAUGGAGAUGGACCAGUCACUUACACUGUCUCAUCUCUCAGUGCUGGCACUUCAUACUAUUUCAAUCUCUACUCUGUGUUUGAGAACGCCAGAAGUAAUCCAGUGGAUCUAUAUGCUUUUACUGAUGACCAAUAUGUUUCAUGUGGACAGACCUUCUGUCCUCCAGGCCAGGACUGUGUCAUCAUCAAUGGAACAGCUCAGUGUGGUGAAGCCUGUCAACAUUACAGUGAACUGAAUGAUAACUGGCUUUCUGAAUAUAACAUAUAUGGAAAUUCAUACUGUAGAGGAUACUCCUCCCCUGAAGGCUGGUAUCGCAUGUUUGUGGGACAAACCAGCGCUCAGAUUCCUGAAACUUGUGUACAAGACAGCAGAUGUAGCAGCAGUUAUAACCGUUGGAAGAUGACACAACCUCAUCCAACUCAAUACAACCAAACUGUAACACGCUCUUUGUGUUAUAGUUAUGGUAGUUCCUGCUGCUCCUCCACAUCCUCAUACAGUAUUAAGGUCAAACUCUGCUAUGGAGACUUCUAUGUCUACAAACUUCAAACACUCCCAGGAUGCAACAUUGCAUAUUGUGCAGUUCCAAAGCACAGCUUCAGAGCAGCUGGUCAAGAUGAAACCAGCAUCACUCUACGGUGGAACAAAGUCAACAACAGUGUCAGCUUUGUUCUCCUGUUUAAUGGCACAGAAACAAACAUCAGUGCUCCAGCUGCAGAUGACUCUGUAACUUACACAGUGUCAUCUCUGACUGCUGCAACUAAAUACACAUUCACUCUCUUCUCUGUGUUUGACAAUGUCAGAAGCAGUGGAAUCAACAUUGAUGCAGUGACUGCUCCUCAGAAUCCCCAAAAUAUCAGGCAAUCAACACAGAAUGAGAGCAGCAUCACUCUGCAGUGGAACAAAGUGAACAACGUCAGCUUUGUUCUUCAGCUUGAUGGCACAGAAACCAGCAUCACUGCCACAGAUGGAGAUGGACCAGUAACUUACACAUUCUCAUCCCUGACGGCUCAGACUAAAUACACGGUUAUUCUCUUCUCUGUGUUGGAGAACGUCAGAAGCAGCGGACAAAAACUCACAGUGGUCACUGCUCCUCCAAAUGCCAAAAACUGUAAAGCAUCAGGACAGAAUGAGACGAGCAUCACUCUGCAGUGGGAUAAAGUGAACACCAAUGUCAGCUUUGUUCUUCAGUUUAACGGCACAGAGACAAACAUCAGUGCUCCAGCUGGAGAUGCAGUGAUCCACCACACCGUCUCAUCUCUCACUGCUGGAACUAAAUACACAUUCACUCUGUUCUCUGUGUUUGAGAAUGUCAGAAGUACUGGAGUGAACAUCACAGCAGCAACCGGGCCUAACUACGUAGUUGGAUUGGAGAUGGAACUUGAAUCUGUUGGUGAGAUGACUGAAGCUGAAAUGCAGAGCGUCAUUGAAGAGUUUCUGCAAACAUAUGGACUUUCACCAAAUUCAUUGUCUGUAAAAGUUAAAUCUGUCCAACUGUGAGACAAGAGGAGGAGCUUUUUCUUUGAAGACAACAAAAUACGGAGAGUGUAUGGAACACACUAUGAGUGUAUAAGUCUUAUGUCUAUAUAGAUACUGGUGUGUGUUAUGAUAAAGCUUGUGUGUAAUUGAAGAGUUUAUAAGUUCCAUCAGGAGUAAAAUUUUAUUUACCUCUCUAUUCCUGCACAGCUUUUGAGCCACCUAUAGUAUAAAAAAGCUCAAUAAAUAAAUAUUGUCUAAACAAUGUGAAGUGCUUCAGAAAUAAAGCUGAUUGAUGCUCUUAAUGUCAAACACACUAAAUGCAUUUUAAAAUAUGGUUUUUGUUUGCUUCAAGAUUAAUUUCUACCUUUUUUGAUCCAAUCUGAAACCUCCUUAUAGCAUGAUUACAUCAUUUUUUUGCAACUUCAAAUGUCUUUGCUUGCUUUUAACAUUUUUAUGUAUUGCAUUCAUAUAUAAACUCCUUUAAAAAUAAUAAUUUAGUGUAAAAUCUAACCACGUUACACACAAAAGAAGAACUUUAUCACUAUAAAUGUAUUUCUCUAUGCAUUUUAUUUACUUAUUGAUUAUCCAGUGGAUCAGAAAUAUCCCAAUAUAUUUAAUGAAGGAUUUCUUAGUCUGAAUAUUAAGAUAACCUUUUACCUCUAAAGCCCAUCUCCAGUCAUCUAGAUCUAUUUAAAAGUAUUUCCAGUGGUCUUUGAUGCUUUUUUUAGCAACAACAACAACAACUGUCAUUUUCUAGGACAUAGUUUCUUCAGAGCUUCAGGAGUUCGUUGUGAGUUUUGAGACUAUUGGCAGAGUGUAAGCCACCACAUUUUCCAUCAUCUCUUUGUUUACACUCUGUCCCGCUAUCUUCCAGAUGACACAUUUAUUUUUACCAGCUAUCCAGCUGUAAAGUUUGAAUGCAGAUGGCAGCUCAGACGAGGAAAACUAAUACGUUCAUGGAUCUAUUUGUGUACAAUUGAUUGCAUUGGAAUGGAGCAGAGCAGGGAGCUUGUGGCCUUUUCAGUUCAGUUUUUUCAAACAGCUUUUUUUUUCAUCUGCUCCGGUUUCAUUAUGAUUUGUGAAAGAAACUCAGAAAUACAGUUUUAAUCUUAAUUUUUUGUUUUGCUCUCCAUCAUGAAAAAUGCUACAAGAACACAUUAAAAAUUAUCUUUGGAGUGACUCUUUAAAUACAUUUCUUCAUGUGGGUUUAGGUUUUUUUUAUGAAUGUAAAUCUGCUGAAUUGUGGAGUUU
Oryzias latipes (Japanese medaka) is the source of this 4159-nucleotide messenger RNA. The record is from RefSeq and is a predicted model, not a curated record. NCBI's taxonomy places the organism in Eukaryota, Metazoa, Chordata, Actinopteri, Beloniformes, Adrianichthyidae.